GGCAAAGAGAAACCCGGCGAGCGAGAGAGGAAGUGAGCGUGUGUGUGUGCUGAGCAGUGAAGACACAGAAAGUCUGAAAGCGCACAUCAACACGAGAGCGUGUGAGGCAGAGCCGACCCCCGGCAACUCUGAAGAGUGACACAGAGAGAAGAGGAAGAAACAGCAGAGGAAGAGAAGGACUGAAGACACACUACCAGCUCUGGUAAAAGGAGACACCACUGAGGGACUGUAGCAUCCGUCCCCCCCUACUCCAGUAGCACAGAGGAGCACUGUCUCAUCCUGUGCAUGAGUUGGUGCCUGCCAACUUCAAUUUCACACUCGCCCACUGUUUUCCGUAGGUUUUGCCCUCUCCACUCCACAGUCAUGAUCCCUUGGGUCCUCCUGCAGCUCCUGUGGAUCUCCGGACACGGUGCCCAGGCCAUGUUUUCCCAGCAGCCCCAGGACUUAGUGGUGGUGGCAGGCCAGCCUGUGACAUUACCAUGCACUAUCCCCGGGUACCAUGGCGUUGUCUUAUGGAUCAAAGAUGGCCUGGCGCUGGGAGUUGGCAGAGACCUCGCUGGCUAUCCUCGUUACACAGUGAUUGGCGACCACGGUUCAGGAGAGCAUCAUUUGCGGAUCCAGCGGGUGGAGCUGAUGGAUGAUGCUGUGUUUGAGUGCCAGGCUGUCCAGGCUGCCAUGAGGUCCAGUCCUGCUCGCCUCACUGUGCUCGUUCCCCCAGAGGACCCGGUCAUCAGUGGAGGGCCGGUGGUGAGCUUAAGAGCUGGAGAUCCCCUCAAUCUGACCUGCCAUGCCGACAACGCCAAGCCGGCAGCCUCCAUCGCCUGGAUCCGCAACGGACAGGUCCUUAAUGGGGCCAUGAACUCCAAGGUAAGCAUGGAGACCUUGCUGCGGGACGGCAGAAGAGAAAGCACCGUGAGCACGCUCUACCUCUCGCCUUCCAACAUCGAGACGGGUCAGCAGAUCACCUGCAAAGCCUCCAACAAGGCAGUCCCCAAUGGCAAGGAGACCAGCGUCACAAUUGACAUCCAGCAUCUCCCACUUGUCAAUCUCUCAGUGGAACCUCAGCCAGUUAUGGAGGGACACCUUGUGAAGUUCCACUGCUCUGCAAAGGCCAACCCUCCUGUCACACUGUACAGGUGGGCCAAAGGAGGAAGCAUAAUCAAGGAGGUCUCCAGCGACACAUAUGAGGUUAUUGUAGACCACUCCUUCUUUACAGAGCCCGUCUCCUGCGAGGUUACCAACCCUCUUGGCAGCACCAACAUCAGCCGCAAUGUGGACGUCCACUUUGGUCCUCGCAUGGCUGCGGAGCCUCAGUCCUUGCAGGUGGACCUUGGAUCUGAUGCCGUGUUCAACUGUGCCUGGACAGGAAAUCCCUCUCUUACUAUAGUGUGGAUGAAGAGGGGCUCUGGAGUGGUUCUUAGCAAUGAAAACCUCCUGACGCUGAAAUCCGUCAGACAGGAGGAUGCUGGGAAAUACGUUUGCCGCGCUGUGGUCCCGCGCGUAGGAAACGGGGAGAAGGAUGUGUCUCUCACUGUCAAUGGCCCACCUACUAUAUCCAGUACACAGACUCAGCAAGCGCUACAUGGAGAAAAAGGACAAAUCAAAUGUUUCAUUCGAAGUACACCUCCUCCAGACCGCAUCGCCUGGUCAUGGAAGGAAACCGUGUUGGAGUCGGGAACGUCCGGCCGUUACACCGUGGAAACCGUCACUACAGAAGAAGGAGUGAUCUCCACGCUCACCAUGAGUAACAUCGUCCCGGCAGACUUCCAGACCAUCUACAACUGCACCGCCUGGAACAGCUUCGGCUCAGACACCGAGAUCAUACGCCUUAAGGAACAAGGUGGGAGCCAAGAAUCUCUCCCUUUGGCGGUUAUCAUCGGCAUUGCAGUGGGAGCUUUUGUGGCCCUCAUUGUCCUCAUGGGCACCAUCGGAGCAUUCUGUUGCACUCGCUCCCAGAGAAAGGAAGCGCACCUGGUUAUGCCCUCACUGCCCGUCUCCAUCUGUGCUCACCAGAGAGAACUUGCAAGCAAAAUUAAGACAGAAAAUCUGAAAGGAGUCGUGUCUGCGAAAAACGACAUCCGGGUGGAGAUUGUCCACAAAGACCACAACGCGGCACGGGAAAACGAAGAACACACCUCCAUGAAACAACUGAUGGUUGAACGCGGAGAGUUCCAGCAGGAGUCUGUUCUGAAGCAGCUGGAGGUAUUACAAGAGGAAGAGAAGGAGUAUCAGCACAUUAAGGACCCCACAAACGGCUACUACAGCGUCAAUACCUUUAAGGAGCACCACACACCCACCAUAGCUGGGAAUCAGGCCGCUGAAGUGAGGAACCCCACCAACACAGGGACCCUAGGAAAGCAGCGGGUACCAACGGGCAUGUCCUUCACCAACAUCUACUCCACCCUGGGAGCCGGACCCAACCGCCUCUACGACUACAGCCAGCGCUUCGUGCUGGGCAUGGGCAGCAGCUCCAUCGAGCUGUGCGAGCGGGAGUUCCAGCGCGCCUCGCUCAGCGACUCCAGCUCUUUUAUCGACACGCAGUGUGACAGCAGCGUCAGCAGCUACAGUAAGCCGGACGCCUAUGUGCAGUUCGACAAAGACAGCAAAGCAUCCGCCUCCUCCUCCUCCCACUACUCCCAGUCCUCCUCGCAGAACUCAGACCUCACCCGGCCGCUGCAGAAGCGCAUGCAGACCCACGUCUGACCACCUGGAAGGGAGAGCAUUUGAACGGUGGUGUAAAAAGCAGAUUGUGAGACUGUGACAGAAUCAGCUCCCAGGAGCCCCUACAGCAACAAUGUUACUGUUACCUCUGGACGCUUGAAGACGCAUGGGGCUGGCUGGCUUUAAUACACCGUCUGACUUGUUCAGACUUCUCAGUGUCCCAAAAAGUGGAUCAAGAAGCCUUAUAUUUCCCUCAAACUAAAACCAUCAGCCACCUCUUUUUAGAACCCAAUCAGAAUUGUGCCACAGAGAGGUUAUUUGCCAACACAAAUUAUUUUUUGUAAAUAAUUUGGACAUUCAUUACUCAGUUUCUGCUGUGGAAUUGUUAGCAGAGGGCAGAAUUACUACACAGGCUUUGUGUGACAAUCAGCCCCCCUGGCAAAGACCAUUCUUGCCUUUUGAAGGUUGUCAUUCAGAAAAACUCGAAUUGUUGUUAUGAGUGUUGAAACACUCAGCACAAACGUCACGAUAAUGAGUGCGAGCCAAUGUCCUGCUGCUCUCUUGUAGUUUGAAGCACAAAAAUGAAUGUGCAUGUGGUUUUUAGUUGGUAAUGCAAUAACUCGUUCCUCUCCCCACCUUCUGUUCAAACACUAUUUUAAGCUUGGCUUGUUAAAACUCGUCUCUUGUGUAGGUGGGAAAAUGAAACGUUCUCCAUGUGGCCACAGAAGUCUUGAACGUUUAAAAAAGGACUGCUUUUUCUCUCCGUGGCAGUAUCUGGGCCACAGUGCUGGGCAGAUGAAGAGGGGCUGAGAUCUCAUUUUAAAUCCCUGAGUCAUUACUUUACUGUGACACAAAAAGAAAACCAGUGUAUAUACAUGACUGUAAUUUAUUUUCUAGCGACUCUGAUUUCCCUCAUGGAGGACUUUAAAUGAGACGGCCUCUUCUUGUCCAGAACGACUUUGCCUUGAGGGUCUGUUUGAUCUGUGUCGAUACACACUUUGACUAAGAGGGAUAGACAUCAGCUGUUCUGUUGACGGGGAGCUGCAUCGUCCGAGGUGUUACCGCCUAAUCCAGCUCCGAAGCCGGCAGGAAAUCCCACAAACUGCAACAUGUGUUGUUUUUGUGAGCGCAGCAGAUCAUCAGCCAUACUCUUGAGGGUACCUGUCGAAUGAAAUGUAAACAUUAUAUUUUAUCUGAGCUUCUUAUCGUGUGGUUAUCCCAUUGCUAGAGUCAAUAUCACUGUUGACACUGGAGCUUAGUGCACCCUGACUGUGAACCUACCUGUGAUCGUGCCGGUCAUCAGGGGACAUAUCGAGCACAUUUAGAAAACGUGUUUUAUUUUGCUGUCUGCUGUUUAUCUUUGGCUACUGUGGAGCUGAUGGUGUCACACUGAUUCUCUUCAGUGCAUCCUUUUAUUUUUUUAUUUUUCUGUUCUGCACUGUACGUGACAUAUAUGAAAUCUGAAUUAUUAUUUAAUCACUGACACUGUAUUUGUUUUGGUUGAGAGUAGAGACAGCAGUGAUUUCACUUGCAGCUACAAACGCUCAUACUUUACGUAACAAUUCAAAGUGAGCCAGUUGUCAAAAGUGUCGUAGUCACGCAGCGUGCAUUUUUUUAAUGGAAAAACAAAGUAAUGAUGGGUAGUGAUGUAUUUUUGCAGUACUGAACACUGGGAAUCCUUUCUGUGUGCAUAGUGCAGAGUCUGUGGAGAAACGGGUCAAAACAUAUGCACCAUACAAUGUCAACCUAAAUGUAGACCUCUAAAUGACAUUAAAACCAUUGUUUUCUUCGUGUUAAAGAAGACCCUUUGGUUAAGGCAACUCUUUACAGCAAACAAAUGUCAUUUAUUGCAUUUCACUUGAGUUUUUAACCAUUUAAAACCUCAUAUUUCAAGGUCCGUUUAAGAAAAAUUUCAUGAAAACAGCUUGCUUGUUAUCUUAUCUAGUAUUUGAAAGGUAGAGAGAAUUUCUUUGAAAAUAGCAGCACAAUACUUCAAACUAAAUAUGACAAAGAGAAUAUUAGGUUUCAAUUUAUCUUAUGUAAUAAGAUAGUUAAGUAUCUUCCGUAGCGGAGCAUUCAAUGGGGAUUUAGUAAGCGUAAAAUAAAAAAAACGAAUAAUCAAGCACGGCAUUUCAAACAAAAGCAAGUCGUUGUUGUAAGCACUUUACGUUUGAUUAUAUUCAGGGCAUUUGAAUGGGGUUUUCCACUUGAGUGGCAGUGGUUUGGACUCUAAUUUUACAAAUGGAUUGGCGCCCGUUGUACAGCUUAAGACAAAAAGCUCUGUUUCAACGCUGAUAAUCCAGCUUGGCACUUAGCAGACUGUGUAUAAAUCUCUAACGCUGUCUUUCUCUUCAUAUCAUUUUUCCUAGCUUUUCUUUUCUUUCUCACUCGGAUUCACCAUAUUAAAGCUCGCAAAUCCACGUGGCAUCGAAACUGUACCACAGACAAUCAUUUUCUCUUUGUUCCCUUUCCAGAAAUGUCGUCAACUUUACUUGUUUCUCGCAAAUUCCAAGAAAGGCCUGUGUGAGCAGUUUCUCUUCCCAGAUCUCACGGGAGGGAAACUCUUACUCUGUACACGGAGCACACGGGAGGCUAUAGGAUGAGAAGCUGAGCUUAGCUGGGACAGCUUUGAAGUGAGUUGCAGUAAGAGGUUAUUACACCCUCAGCCCUUCUGAGAGAUGCCCAGUUGCCCAGCAAUAUAUUGCAUUAGGCACCAUGAUGACUGUCAAGUAUGCCUGUACCAUUUUUUAUAUAUAUUUUCCCAGCAUAUUUGAGUGCAGGAUCAAAUUCAUACCUUGAUUUCAGAAGGAGUCAAUUACAGUUUGAUCUAGUUGGCAUGGGAUGGGAUACCGUUUUUAUUUUUUUAUUAUUUGCAUAUGUUAUGCAUCCUUUUACAUCCACAGCUUCAGAAUUCAAUCAUAUUGACCAUUCAGUUUCCAAACACUUAGCCAUUCUCUCUCUCAAAACAAAACAAAUUUCCUCUCCAAAGGCUCCAGUUUUACUUAUCUGAUGCCGCUCCACACUGAUCCAAACGUAAUGCAUUUUCCCAGUCCAGAGAAUCUGCACACUGCACAGCAAACAGAUAAAUAUUUGAUAAGCCAGCCUUCUGUCCCAUCCCCCCCCCCAUGGCAGCCGCUACAGUGGGCAUGAGUGUACCACAGGAUGUGUGCGCCAUGUCCGUCUUUGGGAAUUAAAGCCCAUGUGUGUGCCGCACUCACCUGUGGACGCUCGGCCUGUUUGCCUGGCUACAAGCACCGCACAGAUGCCAGGGCAUAACAGAUGAAUAAACACAAAGACCCGGAACAAUUACAAGGGGGUGCUGCCCUUUGCUGAUAAAACAAAGCAACCCAUUCAGAGCAGGCAGUCUAUUUCUCAGAGAUGCUAAACGACUAGCAUGCAGUGCACUGGAUAGACAGGUAUGAGCAGUGUGAAGUGAAGACGUGUUGGUAGAUGUUUUUUAUUGGCUUCUCUGCCCACUUGCUGUAUUAUAUUUGUUUACUUACUGCACAAAACUUUUAGCUUGGUCUGAAUAAACUGAAGAAUAAAAAAUCGAUUAGAAAAUGCUGAACAUUAGUACUGCCAAUAUCUCGCCUAUGCCUGCAAAGGGUGGUUUACAUGAGGCUAUUUGAAGUCUCCCUCAUUGUAUGAUAAGUGUCACUGUCCAUGAGGGAACCCAUUAGGGAAGAUGCCAUGUUGAACAUUGAAUUGAUCAUGAUAACCCUUUCUUUACUGUGUAAAUGCUUUCUAUCACUCUGUUUCUCUCUUUUACUUAUUUUCGGUUCUACCAAUCAAUACCUUGUUAGUACUUUAAUACCAUACAACUGGAAAAAGGGGCCUGGAUUAAAUAGUAUUUGCAAAUAAUGAUCCGAGUUUGCAGGGCACAGCAGAAAUGUUUCUUGGUUUGCAGCAGACGUCCUACGCUAAGUCGCAGAAGACUGAAAAAAAUCUGCGUGAAUUGGUGGUUGAAUUGCUCUUUAUACCAGAUAACGCAAACUACUUUGCAAAUGCUACAUGAACCAGGUCUGAAAAAGUACUUAAUUUAGAUGGUCAUUUUGAGAGUUUGUAUAAAUAGUGAUCCAUAAGCUUAAUUGUAAUAAAAAAAGACAACGUGUACAUUCUACUGGGUAAACCACUAUUUUCAGGCAGUGGCCCUCUGUAUCUAAGAAAAAAAGAAAAUGGUUGUAUUAUAACUGUACUGGUCUGUGAAUCUAUGAUGCUUUUGCUCUGUAUAUUUGGAGAAUAAAAAUGAUG
Messenger RNA from Trematomus bernacchii (emerald rockcod), 6912 nucleotides. RefSeq names its product kirre like nephrin family adhesion molecule 3b (gene kirrel3b). The coding region runs from base 286 to 2703 and encodes 805 amino acids. Gene Ontology annotation, cellular component: cell-cell junction. The transcript has 16 exons. The record is from RefSeq and is a predicted model, not a curated record. NCBI's taxonomy places the organism in Eukaryota, Metazoa, Chordata, Actinopteri, Perciformes, Nototheniidae. Gene Ontology annotation, biological process: synapse assembly; cell-cell adhesion. Gene Ontology annotation, molecular function: cell adhesion molecule binding.